Molecule: messenger RNA, 1976 nt
Organism: Durio zibethinus
Lineage: Eukaryota; Viridiplantae; Streptophyta; Magnoliopsida; Malvales; Malvaceae
Source: RefSeq, a predicted model, not a curated record
UCCUAAAACAUGAAAACCCGAUUACAAAUUCCAAAUUCCUAAGUUAAAACUUUAAUGCUCUCUAUUUCCUAAACAAAAAACCAGGAGGCCACUCAAAGCUCAACUCAGCAAUGCUUCCGUCUAACAACCAGUCUUUGCAGUUUUCAAGUCAACCGAGGCCGUCAGCUCUUGUUGAUUCCACUACUUCAAUGCAAGUGGAUAAGAACGAAGCCUCUUUCGUUGCCAGGGAUGAAAUGCAAAAUGGAGAAUUUUCACAAGCCAAAUCCAUCAUUGAGAGUUCUAAGAAACUUCAAGAUGAUCUUCGCAUGUUGGGAAUGAAAAUCAAGCAGCACGAGGAUAGCAUAAAACUUCUAAAGACUCAGAAGAACAAACUAGAUGACUCUAUACUUGAUAUGCAAGUCAUGCUUGGCAAGUAUCACUCUUCUAGUGCACCUAAGACUGAAAACAAGGACCAGUUGCACCUUCAAAGUGAGGAGGAAACAACUGAACAGAUUCUUCGGCAUGAAAAGUCAGCAGCAGGAAUUCUGUGUCAGCUGAAAACUCGUCAUGGCACUCAGGCUUCCCAUCUGACUUUGACAAAGGAUGUACUUGGUCCUGUUGCUGCACUUGGCAAAGUAGAUGAUGAAAAUCUUAGUAGGCUUUUCUCGGAGUACCUGGGAGUGCAGACUAUGUUGGCAAUUGUUUGUAAAACUUAUGAAGGUAUUAAAGCUUUGGAAACAUACAACCAGGAUGGCUGCAUUGAUAAAACUUCUGGUCUGCACGGGCUUGGUGCUUCCGUUGGACGGUCUUUAGAUGGCCGAUAUCUUGUAAUUUGUCUUGAAAGUUUAAGACCUUAUGCUGGUGAUUUUGUAGCUGAUGACCCCCAGAGGAGGCUUGAUCUUUUAAUGCCAAGAUUACCAAAUGGGGAAUGUCCUCCAGGCUUUCUUGGCUUUGCAGUGAAUAUGAUACAUGUGGACAGCUCAAACUUAUUUUAUGAUACUGCCAGUGGGGAUGGCCUCAGAGAGACUUUAUUUUACAAUCUGUUCUCCCGCCUUCAAGUGUACAGAACAAGGGCAGAGAUGGUUCUUGCUCUCCCUUGUAUAAGUGAAGGAGCAGUCUCUCUGGACGGUGGGAUGAUCAGAAGCCCUGGUGUGUUUUCCCUAGGCAGUCGGGAAGAGGUAGAUGUGAGAUUCCUGAAACCCUCUGCAACAUCAGACGUGCCGCAAAAUUACAUUGAAACUGAGAAGCAGAUGAAAGAGAUGAGAUGGGAAAAAGAGAAGUUGGUAGAGGAUAUGAAGAGGGAACUUGCAUUGCUGAAUAGUGUGAAGUUCAAUUUUGAAAGCAAGAAGCAAGACUUUGUCAAGUUUCUUGCUCAAAGCUCAUCGUAUGCAACUCAGCAUCAGUUUCAGGCGGCAAGAGAUAGGUCAACUCCAAGAUGACGACAACAACUUGGUCUAGCUAGCAGAUUGAAAAGAGUGCAAAAGCCUUAAACACAAAAUUUCAGCUGCUGCCACCAUGGUAAAUUUUUUUUGCCUUGUGGCGGACACAGAAUAAUUGGAGGAAAGGCAAAAGCAAAUGUUCUUUUUUGAGACUUUUUUUUUCCUUGAUAAGCUUCUGCUUUCACAUGUCAAAACUGGGACUAGUUUUUUUCUCAAAUGUGGACACAGGCACCAUUGUGAACCAGAAAUUGACAGACCACGGAAGGCAUCCCUUGGUCCUUAAUAUCGACAAAAGGAAAGUGUAAUGAGUGGUUGUUCAUUGAAGGCAGGACCUGUAUGUUGUAAACUGUUUUAAGAGGAUUUUAGCUUUGCUUCAUUAAUGUCCGAAGUCCCCAACUUCUGAACUGUGUUUUUUCUGAUGAUUCAUUUUAGUCAUCUGUACAGUGUACAUCACAUUAAUCUUUAAAUGCUGUACAAUUUUCUGGUCCUCGUGCAUCUGCCAUGAAGAGCGUAAAAUUUUUAGUGCAUAAAAAGAAAAAAAAAAUGGUAGGAUCAAUU